Molecule: messenger RNA, 2766 nt
Organism: Ogataea philodendri
Lineage: Eukaryota; Fungi; Ascomycota; Pichiomycetes; Pichiales; Pichiaceae
Exons: 1
Coding region: 1-2766 (921 amino acids)
Molecular function (GO): phosphatidylinositol binding
Source: RefSeq, a predicted model, not a curated record
AUGGCAGAACCCCGGUUAUCUGCUAUGGAGCAACAUUUCCUUAAAAAGGAGUUAAUCAACUUGGAAUUGACCAUGGAGUUUAACAAGUUGUCUCCGACUUAUACGGAUACGUUUGGACUGCGACGGUUUGGGCCUCCGUUCAAGAUGUAUGAUCCUUCCAGCAAGCCGGAGAUGGCCCCCGAAUUGGCCAAAUUGGCGGCCGAUGGGUACCAGGAACACUUCGAUUCGGAGUUUCCGUUGCUUAGGUUUGUGUUUAAUGAGUUCCUGGUCACUUUCCCGUUCAUCAAGAUGCAUCUAGAACAUCUUCAGUCUCCAGACGAGUUCUGGAAUAAAGUCCAGGUGUUUUGGGAGAUGUGGAGAACAAAGAAGAUUAGCAGCAGCAACGAUAGAGGAGAGGUGAGCAAGCGAAAACUGAUGGUUUACAAAUUACAGGCGUUGUUGUUGGUUCUGUUCAAUUCUGCUAUUUAUUGCACAGCUGACAAGGAAUACUUUAGCACCAGUGAACACAGAAAUACAUACAAGAAAAUGAACAAGCUUACCGCGGGGGAGCUGAAAUUUGAGCAGAACGACGAGUUUCACUUUGUUAACGGAUUGGAUAUCAAUGUUAUUGGGGUGGUGGCAGCAAAGGAGCAGAAAACCAGAUAUUUCAUUGCUUCCACGGAGUCCAGCUACUACAAUUUCAUCAUUCGCGUGCGAAAAGAGGACGGAACACAGUGGUGUGUCAAGAGAAGGUACUCGCAGUUUUCCGAGUUUGACAAGCUGAUUGGCAAACAGUUUGCUGGGUCGGAUCUGCCGUUCCUGCCGUCUAAGACGAAAGCAAAGGUGAGCUUACCUGCUGUUAACGAUAUCGAGAAGGAGUCUGUUACAGAGGAUGCUGUUGAUGUUGGACAGUUGGAAACGAUGUUUUUGAACACGCUACGUCGCUCGUUCAACGAGGAGAAGAGCGUUGAGGUUCAGGAGGACGAGCACGAGUUUCCAAGAGAAAGUUUGAGAAUAGCAUUACGGGGAUAUUUACGGUCGUUGGCGUGGAUCGAGCCGGUGAGCAGGUCCAAAGAGUUCCUGGAGUUCAUUUCGCGUGAGCCAGUGGAGCUCACUGUUCAGGAACAGCACGAGGCAGAACAACGGAGACAGCUGGACUAUUACACCGAGUUGCAACAUUUCAAGUUUCAGCAGGAAACAGUGCGCGCUGUGAACGAGUUGGAGACACAAAUGGAGCAACUAAAGAAGGAGGUGAUGACAGACGGGUUUGCGUAUGUUUUCAGGCAGUUGGAGACCAAAAGCAGCACCAAAGAGCUCUCGAAACCGCUGCAGUCGCUAAUCCAGCUGGUGCAGAUCGAAGUUGCAUCCACGAUCUACGAGCUGUUUGUUGGCAGCGACAAUUCUCGAGAGACAUUGACACUGAUAAAACGGUUGCACCAUCUGUUCCCGUACGGACUGGUUGCGACGAUUUUGCGGUUUACGAAUCCGUUGCAGAUUGUCAAGCGAUUGAUCGAUCUGUUCACUUUCCAGAUGCCUGUUGGGUUUGGCAAAAAGAGUCGGUCGUUGCUGCAGGUGAUAUUUUCCGGGGUUUUGGACGAUGAUCUCAAGAAAUGCGAGAAAGAGCUCGAUAAGAUCAGACAGGUUGUUGCCGAGAAGGGUCCAAAAUACACGGCCUUGUUGCGGAAAAUCGACGAGUACUUCACUGCGCCGGACGAUGUGGUUUUGCAGGUGAAGAAGACCAGUCAGAGGUCUGGAGUUGGGAUUUUCCCGUGUCUUUUACUGAACAACAACGGAUUGAGCACCAAGAUUGAGGAUUCGAUUUUAAUUGAGCUUCUGGAGCUACUGAAACAGGAAAAAACGUUGGAGAACAACGUGUAUUCCAGCACGAGUUCGUAUUUCCGCACGAUGCUGCGCAAACUCGACAAGAUCUCACUAAAAGAGCUGUGGGACGAGCCCGAGCUGAUCGAUCUGAUUAAAGAACUGCUGGCGAUCUUUUUCCAGCCGUUGAUCCGACUUUUCAAGAGCGCCCAGAUGCACCUGUAUGUGCCCGUGUUCCACCGGUACAUGAACGAGCUGAUCCAGCUGGCGGAGCAUUUCCAGAACAACCAUUUCUCGUCGAACGUGGUGGCCAGUUUCAUGGGGUUGCAGGACAAGUACCAGGAGGACGUUUACGAUUUCAUGCACCGGCUGUAUGUGAGCGACCAACAGCAGGGCCAGGGGAUGUUUUCUGGGUUUCUGGAGUGGUUCAACCGGUUUGUGCGAUUUCUACGGUUUGUGAAGGACGACAGACCCGAUUUGGAGCUGGAUCUGAACGGGCUGGGGCUUGACGAGGAGGUGAAGAAGGAAGUGGCUACGAUUGUGGCGGAGGUAGAGGAGAAACGGCGGCAGUACGAGCGUCUUGCGCAGCAGGAGUCGCGGGCCAAGCCGCGACAGCUGGAAGAGAACUGGGACAAGCUCAACAGCCGGAUCGUCGGGCUGGGCGGUGCAGACACGGACCUGGACCGGUUGGGAGAGUAUGUUGGGGUGCGGAACGAGGACCUUGUUGAUCUGAACGUUGCGCUGGCGCCGGAAGACGAAAGCCACGGGGUAUUUUCGCAUCUGGGCCCGGCCCAGUUUCUUGCGUACGUUGCAAGUUUAAACGUGAGCGACGAAGAGUUUGCCGCAGAGGACCAGCUGGGCGAGUACAAAAACCGGGCGAUUUCCAAGCUGGAGCCUGAGUUCAAAGCCCAAACAUGGCAAAUCCUCGAAUGGUGGAACAAAUCACAACAGUCUAAAGAUAUUACUUAG